UAAAAAAAUCAGGGAACUAACGUAACACUGAAAACACAGAAGCAUAAACAUGAACUACACAAACCAAAUGGAGGACAGUAACUUCUCCUGCUACAGCUCCUCGGUGGUGGAGUACCGGUACUUUGCUGUGGUGUGGGGAUGUUUUGUGAUCAUCGCUGGAACUGUGGGGAACCUGAUGACCAUCCUGGCCUUCGCCCUGGACUCCCGUCUCCAGACUCGCUUCAACGUGCUCAUCGUUAACCUGGCRGUGGCUGASCUUYUCUWCUGCACCAUCCUGCAGCCCAUSUSUGUAGACWCYUACCUGCACCUYAGAUGGCGUAYUGRUCRGGYCUGGUGCCAAAUCUUUGCGUUACUCGUCUUCCUCACCAACGGCGUUUCCAUCAUCACCCUCUGCCUGGUGGCAGUGAGCCGAUACCUCCUGAUUGCAAAAAGUGCAGUUUUCAACCGCGUGUUUACCAACUUUGGACUUACUUUACUCGUGGUCUCAACUUGGGGUCUGGGUCUGGCCAGCUUCGCCCCACUCUGGUCUGUUUACAUGUUUGUGCCUCAGCUGUGCUCCUGCAGCUUCCAUCGUAUCAAAGCCCGUCCCUACUCCGCCAUCAUACUUUUCAUCUAUUUCGUCAUCGGUCUAGGAUGUAUUGGAGUCUUCUACCUGCUCAUCUACAGAAAAGUCAGGCGUGCAUCAAAAGCUCUGCUCCGCCACAGGCUGAGUAUAAGCUGUGCUAGGAAGAAAUCUACUACUUCAGCUCUGGGGACGGACAAUAAUGGAGUGGGAAGUGGUGUAUGGAAGACAUAUAGCUCAGAGAUUUACAGCCAAGCAGAACUGGACCAAAGCACACAUGGUAACGAAAUGGCUAUCCUCCCACCUCGGAGCUCAGCUGUGCGACAGUCGGAGUCUUCGAUUCCAGAUUAUAACGAAUUUGACCGUGUGACCCGCAUGUGUUUUGCUGUGUUUCUCUGCUUUGUGUGCUCCUUUGUCCCAUAUUUGCUACUAAACAUAGCGGACAAAGGAAACCAAGCCCCGCAGGUGUUGCAGAUGUUCUUUGUCAACCUCACAUGGCUCAACACCUUCAUUAACCCUAUUCUGUACGCGGUCCUGAACAGACAGUUUCGGCAGGCCUACAGCGAGUUGCUCAGCCGAGCUGCUGCUCCUUUCAUCCGCCUCUGCAGCUAGCGCCAAACCUACAAAGUCUGAUUUCAUAAAACCUACUUUGACUGA
This is a messenger RNA of Poecilia reticulata (guppy), 1219 nucleotides long. Lineage: Eukaryota; Metazoa; Chordata; Actinopteri; Cyprinodontiformes; Poeciliidae. The record is from RefSeq and is a predicted model, not a curated record.